AAAGGUGCGGAUGCUUAUUCUAAGACCGACGCGACCUCCGCGCCCGGAGUCCGGGUCUCCACGGCGGCUUCUGGGAAGGAGCUCCUGGAGCUGCGUCCGCAGAGGCGCGCGUGGGAGCUCGGAGGGCCGAGGGAGGGAGGACCCGGCGAGAGCCGCGACUCCCCCUGGGGCCAUGGACUCGGACGCCAGCCUGGUGUCCAGCCGCCCGUCGUCGCCGGAGCCCGAUGACCUUUUCCUGCCGGCCCGGAGCAAGGGCAGCGGCGGCAGCGGCUUCACGGGAGGCACCGUGUCCUCGUCCACGCCGAACGACUGCCCGCCAGAGCUGAGCGCCGAGCUGCGCGGCGCCAUGGGCGCGGCGGGCAUGCACCCCGGGGACAAGCUGGGCGGCGGCGGCGGCGGCUUCAAGUCGUCCUCGUCCAGCACCUCGUCGUCCACGUCGUCGGCGGCCGCGUCGUCCACCAAGAAGGACAAGAAGCAGAUGACAGAGCCCGAGCUGCAGCAGCUGCGCCUCAAGAUCAACAGCCGCGAGCGCAAGCGCAUGCACGACCUGAACAUCGCCAUGGACGGGCUGCGCGAAGUCAUGCCCUACGCUCACGGCCCGUCGGUGCGCAAGCUCUCCAAGAUCGCCACGCUGCUGCUGGCGCGCAACUACAUCCUCAUGCUCACCAACUCGCUGGAGGAGAUGAAGCGGCUGGUGAGCGAGAUCUACGGCGGCCACCACGCCGGCUUCCACCCCUCCGCCUGCGGCGGCCUGGCCCACUCCGCGCCCCUGCCCGGCGCCGCCGCGCACCCCGCGGCCGCCGCGCACGCCGCGCACCACCCCGCGGUGCACCAUCCUAUCCUGCCUCCCGCUGCCGCCGCCGCCGCUGCGGCUGCGGCGGCCGCCGCGGUGUCCAGCGCUUCCUUGCCGGGCUCCGGGUUGUCGUCGGUCGGCUCCAUCCGGCCCCCGCACGGCCUGCUCAAGUCUCCGUCCGCCGCGGCGGCGGCCCCGCUGGGGAGCGGGGGCGGCGGCAGCGGGGGUGGCGGCGGCUUCCAGCACUGGGGCGGCAUGCCCUGCCCCUGCAGCAUGUGCCAGGUGCCGCCGCCGCACCACCACGUGUCGGCCAUGGGCGCCGGCAGCCUGCCGCGCCUCACCUCCGACGCCAAGUGAGUUGGCUCAGGCAGGCUCGGCCUGGCGAGCGGGGGGCCCGGAGGCUGCGGGGAAUCGUGCACUGGCCGGCGCUGGGCCCGGGAGCUCAGUUCCGAGGAGGAGCGCAGGACCUUGGGCUGGGGGUGGGUUCGCUGGUGCGGACUCCGGGCUCCCCGGGGCGCACUCGGCGUUGGGGAGGGAGAGGGACAUUCGCUCCGGGACUCGGUUCAGCCCCCUCAGGCUUUCCACAGCGCGCGCCCGGCAGACACCAUGUAAUCCGAAGGCACCGCUAGGCGCACUCCGCCCCAAACACCCCCGCUCUUCCCCCAAAAGAAAUGAUUCUAAGAACCGGUUUCCCAGGGCACUCGGCCUCACCCCGCCGGGCUGCACGUGGUUACGCGGGGGAGGGGUGUUGGGGACUUCCUCUCCUUCUCCUUUCUGGACGGGCCGGGGACUCCGGAGAGCGGCACCCCGCGAACGGCCCGCAGGCUCGCCUCUGACCCGGGCCAGGGCUCCCAGAUAGCUGGAAGCGGGCGCUCGGUACCAGGAGCACUUACGGUGGCGGCCAGUCGCGGACUCCGGUCAACCCGCCGCCACCCCCCGAGAACGGCGGCGGGUCCUCCCUGCCGCUGCCAUCGGUUUAGGGCGUGCGGUCCUCGGCCCUUUUUCAGCAGCAGGAAGGAGCCGUGUGGAGGUCGGACCAGAGCCGCUUGUGGAUUGAAAGAAGCGGACACCGUCGACUUGGGGAGGGGGGGCGGGUCGUUUUUGGUUAUUUUAAAAUAGAUUUCCCCUCCCCACCUCGUUUCAGCCUCUGAGCACAGAGCGGUCGGGCUCCUGGCCGGAUCCGGGGCGGCCUCGGGCCCCGAGGGUUUGUCGGAACUUGCGGUCUGUCGCUGUGACUAGAGCCCGGGUUAUUUGGGGAUUCUGUUGGCUUUUUCACGUUUUCCUUCUCGGAUGUGUACAUAUAAUCUCAGUAACGAGGCGCGUGCGCGCUGCUGCUCGGUAAGCUCACGCGACUGCCAGCCCUGCCAGAGGCUAAGCCCGGUCUCCCCUCCAUCGGUUUCUUUUCGCCACUUUUUAACACGAAUGACAGACUCUUCCACGCGCUUCUGCGCCCCCGCGCAGCACCUCCGCGCCGCCAGCGCUGCGGUUCGGCUGCACCGCGUCCGUCCGUCCGUCCGUCCGCCCGUCCGCCCGCCACGUAACAUCCCUCCUCUGAUCGCUGCCCCUCGCAGAGAGUGUAUCAUCUGUUUUAUUUUUGUAAAAAGAAAAAAAGUGCUAAAUAAUAUUUAUUACCUGUUUGGUUGCAAAAAAAAAAAGAACCGAAAUAAAUGA
Phyllostomus hastatus (greater spear-nosed bat) is the source of this 2464-nucleotide messenger RNA. RefSeq names its product oligodendrocyte transcription factor 2 (gene OLIG2). Gene Ontology annotation, molecular function: protein dimerization activity; DNA-binding transcription factor activity. The record is from RefSeq and is a predicted model, not a curated record. The coding region runs from base 11 to 1150 and encodes 379 amino acids. Lineage: Eukaryota; Metazoa; Chordata; Mammalia; Chiroptera; Phyllostomidae. Gene Ontology annotation, biological process: oligodendrocyte cell fate specification; oligodendrocyte differentiation; myelination. The transcript has 2 exons.